Molecule: messenger RNA, 1471 nt
Organism: Dreissena polymorpha
Lineage: Eukaryota; Metazoa; Mollusca; Bivalvia; Myida; Dreissenidae
Exons: 6
Coding region: 86-727 (213 amino acids)
Source: RefSeq, a predicted model, not a curated record
GGAUAGUGGGAUUCCACUCAAUUUACGUCCAUUUUGGUACAAGACAUCAUAAUUAGUUUGGAUAUAUUUAACACAAAGAAAGAUCAUGCUGUUAACGAUUUGCAUGUGUAUGAUGACUUUGAAUGUCGCCAAUGGAAUAUAUAAAGACCACGAAGUACGAGAACCUCUUCUUCUAACUAAUGAAUCAGAAUACCAAACGGCUAUAGAGUGUAUAUAUCCGGGAGAUAUUUCACUUGCCUUUGUAAGCUUUAAGACUAACGAAAAAAACAUUCUUGUGGACUGUAUGUUUGCUGCACCAACUUGUGUCAUACUCAACGACACAUAUAAAGACAACUUCAGGACACUAUUCACAGGACGUGGUGGCAUUCUUAUUAUUAAGGAGCUUAAUGAGUACACAUAUGGAAACUACAGUUGCUAUGAGAUGUAUAAUAGCAGCAACGUUGCUGUAUCAACAAUCGAAGAGUCGAGCUUAGAUGUAAAAUAUUGCAAGGAUUGCAUUCUAUAUAAAAAUGCCCUUAUAGUAUGUUGCGUGAUCAUCACGGCAAUGUUUCUGGGAGAAGUGAUGCUGUGUAUUAUUCCAAAGCUGAAAAGAACGCUUAUGUGGAAGAGUACUUCCCAGAAGGAAACAGAUAUUCCACUGGAUGAAUCUCCCAGUUGCCAAGAGGUGCUCAUAGACUCGGCGGUUGGCAUGAAUGGUAUGAUUCCAAUAAAUAACCAUAUUAAUUGAAUAAUCAGUCCACGUGUCGCAAAGGAACACAUAUAAACUGUUUACUAUAUAGUAUGUGUUUUAAACCAUGUAAAACUAUCAUGUUUCUUUUAAGAAAGUAGUACUACUAAUUGUUGCAUGUGACGUUGAUGUGUUUCUAAUUGUCAUAAAAACAAUUCCUACUAGGGAGGGGGAUAAAUGGUGUAAUAAUAAAAAAAGGAAAAUUAUUACACCCACUUGAAUAGUUUAAGAAGCGCAUUUGGUUUGUAAUAAAUUCUGUGGAAAGUGAAAGGCAAUCCAAACAAGUUUAAACCCUAAAUGUAAAACAUUCCUGCUUUUACUCGAUGUUCUGUCAUCUAAAGUCGUGGAUAAAAACAACAUUUUUCCCCUGUUAUAAAUGUAUUUAUGGAAGAUUCGGUGUUUGAUAUAUGUUACGUUUUGAAUGGUUUGUUAAGAAUUCAUAAAUGCGAUGCAUACGGAAUGUUUUGGUAUCGCGAUGCAUCUAUGAAACAUGGCUGCUAAACAUGGCAGCUAUUUCGUAAACAACAAGCAACAAAUUACUUAUGUUCAUCCAUGUUUGUUUCAGCAAAAACCGUUUUUUUUGUGUGCGAAGAGUUGAGAUUAUAUUUUACCCGAUAAACUAAAUGUACAAAACGAGGCGAUUCCAUAUUUCUUUUAUAUUUGCAAUAGCCAACAUUUCAACUCUUGCACCUUAGAAGUGCUUCUUAAUUAUAGUUUUGGAUAAAAUGUAUCGACCUGUGUAGG